AUGGAAAGCCUUCGCAAGAGAGUUCCAUUCAAGUCUGACACAGAGGGAGACACUGGUGAAGAUACUAGAAUACUUGACGAACAAGAGCAAGAUGAAUUAAUUGCUGAGUUCCGUGGAAAGGCGGAAAGUAUGGACAAACGAAUAUAUCGUCAAGCACAGAUCUACACAGGGAUAUCUUGCUUAUUACAUACUAUAUUCUUCUUCCGACCAUCGCUGCUGGACGAAACUCCUAUUAUGUUCGCACGAUUAUUUGCCCUUGUCAAUGUGCUGGUGCAUGUCAACCUUUUACUACUUCUGACCCCUUCGCUGGAUACCCCUGUGCACCAGCUUGCAAAGGAGACGCCGCAUCUCCCACUUUCGCCCAUACGGACCCUUUGUGUUGCGGGUGCUGCACCAAUAUUCUCCCUGAUAUCGCGCAGAGGCUGGCAACAGACCUCAUGGUGGAGUGUGGCAUUUGUUAUAACCCUACUUGUCUGGGUCAUGCAGCAGUCAAUCCAGGAAAACAAAGCGAGCCUGGAGAACCUGGAGAAACUGAAAUAUGAUGCUAAAGGAGCCUGA
This is a messenger RNA of Fomitiporia mediterranea MF3/22, 558 nucleotides long. RefSeq lists its product as uncharacterized. The record is from RefSeq and is a predicted model, not a curated record. The transcript has 3 exons. Bases 1 to 558 code for a protein of 185 amino acids. Lineage: Eukaryota; Fungi; Basidiomycota; Agaricomycetes; Hymenochaetales; Hymenochaetaceae.